AUGGCAGCACAACAAUCUCAAGGAAUUCAAGCUUUACUCGAUGCCGAAAAAGAAGCCGCCAAGAUUGUCGAAAAAGCCCGUGAAUAUCGAGCUCAAAAGAUAAAAGACGCUAGAGGUGAAGCUUCGAAAGAAAUUGAAGCACUUAGAUCUAAACGUGAAGAAGAAUUUAAAGCUUUUGAAUCUACUCAUACUGGUUCCACUGAUGAUCAACAACGUGAAAUUGAUACCGAAACAGAAGCAAAAAUUGAAUCCAUUAAAGCUGAAUUUGGAAAGAAUAGAGAAACAGUAGUCAAGAACUUGUUAGAAAAAGUCAUUGAUGUUGAUCCUGAACCUCAUCGAAACUUUAAACCUUUGAAAGCUUAA
Melampsora larici-populina 98AG31 is the source of this 363-nucleotide messenger RNA. RefSeq lists its product as uncharacterized. Gene Ontology annotation, biological process: proton transmembrane transport. NCBI's taxonomy places the organism in Eukaryota, Fungi, Basidiomycota, Pucciniomycetes, Pucciniales, Melampsoraceae. The record is from RefSeq and is a predicted model, not a curated record. The transcript is spliced from 6 exons. Bases 1 to 363 code for a protein of 120 amino acids. Gene Ontology annotation, molecular function: proton-transporting ATPase activity, rotational mechanism. Gene Ontology annotation, cellular component: vacuolar proton-transporting V-type ATPase complex.